AAUCUUAGCUCUCAUUGUCCCACCUGCCUGAUCAGAUGCCAAGAUUCAGAGUGAUGUGGAGACCCUGAGAGCAACUUUCAGCAACUUCACUUCCAACACGAUGGCUGAGGUCCAGGCACUGCACUCCCAGGGUGGCAGUUUGCAAACAACAAUAACAUCUGUGAAAGCUGUGGUGGAAAACCAGGAGCAGGAGCUGCAAGCAGCCUGUAGCCUGAAUGACAAGGUGUUUUCUCUGGAGAGCAAGCUGGAGAGAGAGCAGCAGGAAUUCAAAGCAGAUUAUUCUGAAGUGCUCCUGCAAGUCCAGCAACUGCUCAACGACCUGACCUCCCUAAAUUGUCAGAUGGCUGCGCUCAAGAGCAAUGACUCUCAAAAUACCUGCUGCCCCAUUGGCUGGCUGGAGUAUGAAGACAGCUGCUACUGGUUUUCUCGCUCUCCAUCGACCUUGCCUGAGGCGGAGAAGUCCUGCCAGCUGAAGAACGCCCACCUGGUGGUUUUGAGCUCCUGGAACGAGCAGAAGUUUCUUGAGCAACACAUGUACCGUAUGGACACCUGGAUUGGCCUCACUGAACAACAUGAUCCCUGGACAUGGGUGAAUGGGAUAUACUAUAAUACCGGCUUCCAGAACUGGAGUCCAACGCAGCCAGAAAAUCGGUACUACGAUGGGCAAGAGUACUGUGCCCACUCCGGGACCGAUGACCUAUGGAAGAAUUACCUGUGCGUGAUGCCCUUCCGCUGGGUCUGCGAGACAGAGCUGAGCAGAUCCAGCUCCUAGCCUCCUCUCCCCUAGUCUAUUUCCUUAAUGCUUCCACCUGCUGAGGGAACCUGGGUGGGGAUUCUUUUUUCUGGGGGGCCUCCUGCAUCACCCCAGGGGUUUUCAUCUAGGAUUUGAAGGGAAGGGGAGAGGACAAUGUGUGAGGAAUGUAGAAUGAUGUUUGAUGGGGUGGGUAGAUGAAAAACCACGCCACUCUCUGCAAUUUGCAGGUUAUUAUUGUCAACUUUUUUUAGAAUAAAAAGAAGA
Messenger RNA from Myotis daubentonii (Daubenton's bat), 1018 nucleotides. RefSeq names its product asialoglycoprotein receptor 1-like. Lineage: Eukaryota; Metazoa; Chordata; Mammalia; Chiroptera; Vespertilionidae. The record is from RefSeq and is a predicted model, not a curated record.